UGAAAAUAUAUUAACCAUAUAAAAUAUCUUAAAAAUGCCGUGCAGCAUGCGGAAUACGAAUCUAUUAGCCCGCCGAAAAGGGCAUAGCGGUACUCCAGCAGUGAAACCAGUGCGUCUUAGGGACCCCAAUCGCCAUGCACUGCUCAGAUAUGGGUAUAUUGACGACGACUGGACACCCCAAUCGUUAACGGAGCGAUUGAGCUAUGUAAAUAAACUGCUAGCCAUUCACACCGUCUACAAGAAGCAUGAGUUCGAGAACAGAGUCAAAACUCUCCGUAGUAAAACAGAGCGCUUGAAGGAAGAUUGCCGGCAAGGGCACAUUAAGCUGAAAAAUUUAUCGGGCGACGACACGUCCCAUGCGAUCCGAAUCAUGCUGAAUAAUCACAGCAGUAUGCAGCGUCUCUACAAAAAGAUGCCCAUACAUCUGGUCGUGGAAAAUAUCACUCAAUGCACAUUUGCCAUGCGCAAGGAGCGUGAUCGUCUACAGUGUCGCUUGGAGCAGUUGAAGCUCAAAUUGCAACAGUUACAGAACGAAUGUUUAACUCUUGAACAUCGCAUCAAAAACGAGAGCCAGUUAGGUGCAGAGGAGAGAUUGAAAACGAACAUUUUACUCAAGAAAAUCGAAAACUCAAAGGUGCGGUUCAUGGCGGUGAAGACGAUAAAUACAACGUACAAGAAAAUGACUCAAGUCCUAGGGGCCGAUGCAAUAUUUUAUGAGCCCAUUUUGCGUUCCCUCGAUGAUGACAUUGAGGAUCAGUCGAAAAUGAUUGACUAUAUUGUUGACCUGGGCUUUCCUGCCGUAGGCAGGCUUAGGCGGCUCGAGCACCAGUUUCAGCAGAUGGAACAGGCGCGACAAGGGUUUUUGGCCGAGCACCCUAUUUUUAAGCCCCCUGUGACCAAGGACGUGCCACAAACUGAGCAUGUUCUGGAGUAUCCUCGCUAUUUCCGUGAAACGGAAAGCAUGUUGGUACUGAAGAAGGAAGCGGAGACCAUCGCGAAGACCAUUAAGAAAUUGAAAUACACUACAACUUGUUCACAAGCAAGAGAGAUCUGUUCACGCAACAAGAAUAUUAUAAAGAAUACCAGAGACAUAAAGCACCAGAUCGAUAAAGAUAAUAUAAAUCGUAAAAUGAUCGAAAAAAAACUAUGCUAUACGGGCUUGCUGCGAAGUGCCUUAGUGAACAACCUAACCGACGAGGAAGUAAAGCGACUGGAGUACAUUGAUUUGCUGAGAAGUACACUGAAUACGGAAAAGAACAUUGAGAACAAUACGAAGGAGCAUUUGCAGAAUCGCGCCAAAGCUUACGUGAUGUUACGCCUUUGCCUUUGGAAUCUGGUAGAGACUCUGAGAUCCAUUGAUCGCGGCCCUUAUACGUUUCGCCAUAAAUUUUUACGAUCUUCAUAUUUGAAAUUGCCGCUACUCAAUUUCGAUUUUUUCGACAUUUAUUCGAUACCACCAAAUAUUUACGAGGAAGACAUUAAUAAGAUCAUGCGUCUGGUCAAGCGCAAGCUUUACAAGCUGAUGCUUAGCUAUGCCGCGAUUCCUGAUUCGCAUCAGAAGACAAGCAUAUUAGUUGACGACUAUCAUCAAAGAUUCCUGACUGAAUAUCGUUCCAAUGCUGAAAAGCGAAAAAGCCUAGAAUAUGACGGUGCGAUUAGCACUGACGAGGAAAGGGCCAACGUCGGUGUUCCGACGCGGAAGCAGAUUAAGUCUUCGAGUGCCAAACUUCUGGAGGAAAUCCAUAAUGCUUACUACUAAAACGUAUAUAGAGAAAUGUGUAUGGCUGCAUCUAUAUAACAUAUA
Drosophila hydei is the source of this 1804-nucleotide messenger RNA. RefSeq lists its product as uncharacterized. NCBI's taxonomy places the organism in Eukaryota, Metazoa, Arthropoda, Insecta, Diptera, Drosophilidae. The coding region runs from base 35 to 1759 and encodes 574 amino acids. The record is from RefSeq and is a predicted model, not a curated record. The transcript has 7 exons.